Molecule: messenger RNA, 4207 nt
Organism: Sinocyclocheilus anshuiensis
Lineage: Eukaryota; Metazoa; Chordata; Actinopteri; Cypriniformes; Cyprinidae
Product: testis-expressed sequence 2 protein-like
Exons: 13
Coding region: 377-3859 (1160 amino acids)
Cellular component (GO): endoplasmic reticulum
Molecular function (GO): lipid binding
Source: RefSeq, a predicted model, not a curated record
GGAGUUAGUCUCUAUGGGGAUACACAGCUUCACAGAAAUAUAACAGCGAUGUACUGCAUAAGUGUAGUAAUAAUUCAAAACUCCGGAGGAUCUGCGCGCUCUAGGCUACAGUCCAGAUUUACCAAGCGACACAUGCACAUCUGCACAGCCCUGCAGCUAUAAUGAACGAUAUAAGCGCACAUCGCUCUUUAACUGUAGCUUUUAUCAUAAAGUCUGAUGUCAAGCUGCGUGCAUACUCAUGAUUCGUGCAAGACGUUUUAAGAAAGUGUCUCUUCUCUGGGAAUGAUUCACGGAACUGCCACUCACCGUUACUGACAGGACGCAAAAGCUGAUAUUUUUGGAGAUCAGGCGAUGGUGCAGAAAUUGGAGAUAAAUCAUGGCAGGGACGACAGGAAAUGAAGGAGCCCACAAAUUGGCCGGAGGGACCCAGAGGCCAGGUUUACAGCUGCAGCAGGACACGGACCAGAGAGGCAUAGUGAUCCAACUGACGGACACCGAGGGUGAAUGGGAUAAUCUUGAUGACAGUGAACUCAUAUUCACCUUGGAUUGUGAUGGCAAAAAGUCACUCACCUCCCUCCGGAACCGAAGACCAUGUUCCGUCGACAUUCAGACGGAGGGGGAAUGGGGUCUCAGCUCGCCUGCAUUCAACGUUCCUCUCUCUCCAUCUUCACCAGGCUCCUUGGGAAACCCGGGGUCUGGCUUCCUCUCACCCACUCACCGGCCUAUGGCCAGCUUAGUGAAGUCAUUAUCUACAGAACUGGAACUAAAAGAGACUUCUCUAAAGCCCAAACCAUUCCUCAGCCUUGUGAAGUCGAUUUCCACCGAGCGUUCUCGCAGUGAGACGGAGGUGUCUCAAUCCAGGUCUGAUUCCAAGCUCAAUUUGCACUCGUUGUCACAAUUUACCCAGCCCAAAAGCCGCAACGGUGAUUCCCGCACUGCCCCUCCAUCUCCAGUCAAUUUGUCCCCCACCGAGCCCAAAGCCAGCUUCUUCAAAAUGGAGCUAGAGGACACCCGACGCAAGCUCUCGGAGGCCAUGCAGGAACCUUUGAGCAUGUUCAGUAAGAUCAUGCGUGAAGAUAGUGUUGGCAGCCCCAAGCACCAAAGGAGUACAGGAUCAGUGGACUCUCCAAGCUACAAAGGCUUUGGAGUUGGGAAAAUGAACACUGACUUACCUGCAUCCGAAUCUCCUAAAAGUGCUAGGAAAGCAGAAAGUGAGUUUCUACCAGAGUGCAACUGGCCUGUGAGACAUCGCAAACAGUGUGUGCAGAAAUCCCUUUCCCAUGAUCACCAUAGCAGACAUGUAGACAUUGGGACUGUGAUGGAGUCCAGCACUCAUGGCAAUGCGUCCCAGAGCACAAAUAUGAAUAGAACUGAUCAAGAUGGUUUGGCAGAAGAUGUGACGGAAGAAUGCUCCUCUCCAGUGCCAGGAGUGGGUCUUGCCUAUGUAGCAUUUCUGUCAUACUGCUACUUUAUCUUUCCUUUGUCAGCGUAUUGGUCUGGCCUGUUCCUUGGUUUAGUGUUUGGAUUAAUGUUGGGGCUUGUGCUGAUCCGUUGGGACUCCAUCAGACACCUGUCCACCAGUCACCAUCAUGGGACCUCCUAUAAUAGCAUUCUCUUUGAAACCCUACAGAGCAAUGUAUCUUCUCUCAAGGGCUGGAUGAACGAGAUGUACACAUAUGAUCCAGAGACUUACCAUCCAUCCCUUAUGCACACUGUGUAUGUCACAUUGGACGGACCCUGUUUGCGGCUUGACUACCCACGUAACAACAUUCCCCGCUGGGCUACUUUUGACGAGCCCUGCUACAAAAAGCAUUUCACCCACUCACGGAUAUUUCAACUCACUGGCAGCAAGGUAUUUCUUCUGCCACUGGCUUUGGCACACAAGAGAGUGUGGAACAGGAAGUAUCCAAUCUCCAUAAGUUUGGCUGAAGGAGAAAGAGCUGUGGAGGAAGACGAGAUGUCAGAGGGUCAGGGGGAGGCUCAGAAAGUAGAGAAAUCCCCUGGCUCUAAGACAAAUGUUUCCCAUCCUGUCACACUCUACCUGUUUGGACGAACAGGACGGGAGAAAGAGGAAUGGUUCCAUCGACUGUUUUCCACGUCCAUUCACAAUGAAGAGGACCAUUUUGAAUCUAUAUCUGGUGCAAAGAUUGAGAAGGAGGAGGGCAGCAAGUCCGCUCCAGCUCCACCCGAGGUGGCAGCUUCUGCUGCAGAACCUCCCAUGAUGGCGGCGUCCUCUCCAGUUCCUCCUGAGGUGGCAGAUUCCGCUGCAGAACCUCUCGUGGUGGCGGCUUCCACUGUAGGACCUUACGUGGUGGCAGCGUCUGCUCCAGCUCUUCCCGAGGUGGCAGCUUCCACUGUAGAACCUCCCAAGGCGGCGGUGUCCGCUUCAGCUCCUCUCAUGGAGGUGGAAUCCACUUCUGAAGCCUCUGACUGUCCCGUCAUGGUCAUGGAGGCCAUUUAUGAACUCUUUGACUGUCCAGUCAUGGCCAAGGAGACCGUUUAUGAACUCUUUGACUGUCCAGUCAUGUCCAAGGAGACCGUUUAUGAACUCUCUGCCUGUCCUGUUACGGCUGAGGCCAUUCCUGAACUCUCAGAUUGUCCUGUCAAGGACAUGGAGGCCGUCUGUGAGCUCUCUGCUCUGCCGGACCCGCCUUGGCAUCCUGCUCUGCCAGCUCCACCCUGUCCUCCUGCUCUGCCGAACUAUCCCUUUAACAGCAAAUAUCUUGAAAUAUAUUACAUUUCUCCUUGUUUAGAGGACAAUUUAAGUGACACAGCUUACCCCCCAUUGCAGAAAAUGACAAUGUAUCUUCAUUACUCCAAAGUUUUUCUUCCAUCACCCCUUUUGGAACAGACCUUUUGUUGUAAUGAGGAUGAAACAAAACCUGACUGGCUGAAUGCACUAAUUGGUCGGAUCUUUUGGGACUUCCUCCAUGAGAAAUACUGGGCUGAUAAAGUCCAACAGAAGAUUCAGCGAAAGCUGAGCAAAAUUCGGUUGCCUUACUUCAUGGAUGAAUUGACCCUCACCGAACUGGCCAUGGGCUCCAGCAUGCCCCAGAUAACAGGCACAUCUCUACCACAGAUCAACAGCAGAGGCCUUUGGUUGCAUUUGGAGGUGGAGUACACAGGAGCACUACAGAUGACUCUAGAGACCAAAAUCAACUUCUCCAAACUUGGGAAGGAGGGAGUCCCUGAGUCAGAGACAGAGUUGGAGACCAUUCAUGUGUUUAGCAGGUCCAGGCUCUCUGUGCUGGCUGACAGUGAUGAGGAAUCCUCAAGUGCAGGAUCCUCUGAUGAGGAGGAAGUUUCAUCUGCUGACACUCAAGGAACUCUGACUGAAAAGGCUCUACCUGGUGUUGAGGGGGCUGCAGCUGGAGGCAGUACUAGUAGGCGGAUCUUGAGAUUUGUCGACAAGAUUGCCAAGUCGAAGUAUUUCCAGAAGGCCACGGAAAAUGAGUACAUUAAAAAAAAGAUUGAAGAAAUGUCCAACACCCCGCUGCUGCUUGCAGUGGAAGUUCAAGAGCUCUCUGGAACACUUGCCGUCAACAUUCCUCCUCCCCCCACCGACAGAAUAUGGUAUAGUUUCUGCGGGCCCCCGAAGCUUGAUCUAAGAGUCAGACCCAAACUGGGAGAGCGAGAAGUGACUUUCUGCCAUGUAACUGAAUGGAUUGAAAAGAAGCUACAGGAUGAGUUCCAGAAAGUUUUUGUUUUGCCCAACAUGGAUGACAUUUACCUACCGCUAAUGCACUCUGGGAUGGACAACACACCAGCUUUCCCACAAUACCCUGCAAAGCUCUCCCAGCAUUCCUCUAUGACCUCCACUGACAGGUGUGAUCUGGAACAUUCUGCAGAACUACAGUAGUGCCUCCUUGUGGAUAGACAUGACAAUAAACCAGUAACAUCAUUUAACUUCAACAAACUUCUAGUAGUGUAAUUUACAUUCAACUUCAUUUAAACAUUGCAGCACAGAGCAAAAUGUCAGUAACUCCCACACAUGUUCUCUCUAAAUGAAUUGGAUAUCUCCUAAUACAAUCAAUACAAGGCACAGUGGGUAAGAUUCCCAUCAUCCCGGAAACCCAAGUCUUGUUAUUCUUAUCAUACCAGUGGCUUAAUGUGUGAAUAAAGUAUUUUAUUACUUUAUUGCGUUUUUAUGUCCUGAGGACAACUGAUUAUUUGUUGAACUUCCACAGUGGCUUAAAUUAGACAAAUA